Racocetra persica is the source of this 188-nucleotide messenger RNA. The record is from the annotation of a GenBank genome assembly. NCBI's taxonomy places the organism in Eukaryota, Fungi, Glomeromycota, Glomeromycetes, Diversisporales, Gigasporaceae.
CAAGUACCCGAACUAUUAGCUAUUGAAAGAAUUUUGGUCAAUGCAACUAGAAAUUUAACACCACUACUACAUAAAUAUAAUGCAAGCUUUGGUGGAACUUAUAUAGAUGUAAAAGCGAACAAAAUCAUGGUGAAACCCGCGUUAACAUUAACACGGAUUCAACCUCAACUUGAUGUUCAAAUCAGCAA